Messenger RNA from Fusarium poae, 1077 nucleotides. RefSeq lists its product as uncharacterized. Bases 1 to 1077 code for a protein of 358 amino acids. NCBI's taxonomy places the organism in Eukaryota, Fungi, Ascomycota, Sordariomycetes, Hypocreales, Nectriaceae. The transcript is spliced from 3 exons. The record is from RefSeq and is a predicted model, not a curated record.
AUGCCCAAGGCCAAGGGUCAACGCUCUGUGAGCGCCCGGAAGAACCCUAUCUCAAGUCGAUCUUCUCGACGUGGCCAGCAGCCUUCAAACGCUGCUCCUAAGAAGGAACGGGUUGACGAAUCCGAAAGUGAUGACGAAGAAAGCGCUCAUGAUUCUGAGGAUGAGCAGUCAACUACUGGAAACGUACCCUCCGAUGAAUCUCACAAUGACUCUGCCGAUGGCGAGAGCAACGCUCUUGUGCCCGCCUUAGAGAGCAUGGCUUUGACCAUGCCUCAGCAGCCAGCACCACCCGGUUGGACCUACCAACUCGUGCCUAUAACUUAUCAAGGUGAGACCGCUGGUCAGGCCGCCUUCCGACUUUACGGUAAAGACCUCAACAUUGACAGCGCUCUCACCAAGAGACUGUAUGAUGAACUUUCACUGCGUGCUGUCAACCAACGUCACCGAAAAACCAAGCUCAACAUGACACGACGUAGCAACGCUGAAGCGCUCCUCGCUCAUAUUACCGGCGUACAAGUUCAGCACCCUUGCAAGAACUGCUCAGCUGCUGACGGACCUUGGCAAGAGUGUGUUAUCUACGAUGGGGAGAUGUGCGGUAGCUGCACCAACUGUUGGUACAACGCCAGCGGCUCUCGCUGCACUUUCCACGAUAACAACCAAACCUGCUUUUUUCUUCCAGCUCCUUACCCCAUGGUCCAACCUGGGGGAAUGCCUGCGCUGCCCAUGGGUGCGUCUCCUAUGCACACUGCCUCUGGCCAGUACUACUUGGGUUACAACAACCCACAGUCUCAGCACUACUCGGCCUACAGCAACGAGCAGUCACCUGCUCAGCAAGACACUCCCCUCGACCGCCUGCAGCGUAUCGGUGCCAUUGCGAGUGGUAUUUCCUCGAAUCCUAUGGAUAGACUCAUCGGCCGAGUCGAAGGUGCUGCCAUCGAGCUUGGCAACCGUAUUGGGGAAUUCCAAGAAUUCAUCCGAACCCCUCAGGGACAACUCAUGAUGGGUCAGCGUACGACUCAGGUUGCCACCCCUGCCCUUUCGACUGUCGAAGAGCUUCCUUCCGACUAUGAGAACUAA